Psammomys obesus (fat sand rat) is the source of this 3547-nucleotide messenger RNA. It is a transcript of the gene Trim14, whose product is annotated as tripartite motif containing 14. Gene Ontology annotation, molecular function: zinc ion binding; protein binding. The transcript is spliced from 6 exons. The record is from RefSeq and is a predicted model, not a curated record. NCBI's taxonomy places the organism in Eukaryota, Metazoa, Chordata, Mammalia, Rodentia, Muridae. The coding region runs from base 84 to 1406 and encodes 440 amino acids. Gene Ontology annotation, biological process: innate immune response.
GUCACCCGCCCCGCCCCAAGCAAGGUUUCGAUUCCCGCGUUAACCCCACCAUACUACGGGAACGACUGAGGUUGCCACUACGGAUGGAGGGGGACACUGCCGGGGCGCCGGCGCUAGUCCAGCCCGAGUGGGCGCUCGGCUGGCGCUGCCGAGAGCACAGCGAACGCCCGGCUGAGCUCUUCUGUCGCCGCUGCGGCCGUUGCGUGUGUGCGCUGUGCCCCGUGCUGGGUGCGCACCGCGGCCACCCGGUGGGCCUGGCCCAGGAGGAGGCUGCGCGCGUGCAGCAACUAAUCCAGGACUGUUUAGAGUGUUUGGCAACCAAGAAGCAGCAACAUGCUGACAACAUAGCCCAUUUGGAAGACGCUGGGGAAAGGCUCAAGGCUUAUGCAGACUCGAGUAAAGCCUGGCUGACACAGAAAUUCACAGAACUCAGAUUAAUCCUUGAUGAAGAGGAAGUACUGGCCAAAAAAUUCAUCGAUAAGAACACAGAGCUCACCCUCCAGGUGUACAGGGAGCAAGCGGAGUCUUGUGGGAAGCAAAUCAAGGUCAUGGAUGACUUCUCUACCAGGGCAUGGAGCAUCAGCCAAGAGCCCAACCCUGUUCAGCUGCUGCAGGCAUAUGUAGCCACUAAGGCAGAGAUGGGACAGCAGAUGAUCCCCUCGGAGCUGUGCCACCCUGUGCCCCUGUCCUUCGAGCCUGUCAAGAACUUCUUUAAGGAGUUUAUGGAAGCCGUCCGGAAUACUUUACAGACACCAAUGGACACUCGCCUGAAGGAAAAUAUAAACUGCCAGCUUUCAGGCUCCUCCAACUCCAAGCCAGGCACCUUGUUGAAAACCAGCUCCUCACCAGAGAGAUCGCUCUUCUUGAAAUACGCGCGCACGCCGACGCUGGACCCCGACACGAUGCACGCGCGCCUGCGCCUGUCGACGGACGGCCUGACGGUCCGCUGCUCGCUGCUGGGCCGCUUGGGGCCGCGUCCCGCGCCGCGGUUCGACGCGCUGCGUCAGGUGCUGGGCCGCGACGGCUUCGCAGCGGGACGCCACUACUGGGAGGUGGACGUGCAGGAGGCCGGCGUGGGCUGGUGGGUGGGCGCGGCCUACCCGUCUCUGCGGCGCCUCGGGGCCUCCGCCGCCGCCCGCCUGGGCUGCAACCGCGAGUCGUGGUGCGUGAAGCGCUACGACCUCGAGUACUGGGCCUUCCACGACUGCCAGCGAAGCCGCCUGCGCCUCCGCCGCGACCCCCACCGGCUCGGCGUCUUCCUGGACUACGAGGCCGGCGUUCUGGCAUUCUACGACGUGGCAGGUGGCAUGAGCCACUUGCACACCUUCCACGCCGCCUUCCAGGAGCCGCUCUACCCGGCCCUGCGCCUCUGGGAGGGAGCCAUCAGCAUCCCCCGGUUGCCCUAGGCGAGCGGGCUUCCUUUCCUAGGCUAGUCUCCAGUCAGUCGACGUCCACGUACCCGGCUCUGCCUUUAGGGAGCAGGUUCCUGGAAGGGGCGCCCCGCUGCCUGUGUCUGGUACACCAUCUUGCAGCGCCUAGAAACUCCUGGCACACAGUAGGCACACAGUAAGUAUCAGUGAAAGUCUCCCGGCAGGGACACUUAUCUCCAUAAACCCCCGCCCUCACCCGUUUGGGCCAACUGCUCCCCAGCCACUUCAGCUUGUCCAGGUCACCUCUACCCAGAGGGUUUCUUUUGCAUCUUCUACAAACCAGGGUGAGCAUCCCGAAGCUUAGCUCGGCCCCUUGAGAUUAGAAGGGGGUUCUCAGAGAACUACAGACACAGAGCAGGAAGCACUUCUUAGCUUUUCUAGCACUUUGCCCAGCCUUUCGAGCCUGCCCCUGGGCUGCUUCCUCUCAUCCAAAUCCUGUCAGUCUUUUCAGACACGCGCCAUCAGAAGCUGGUUCACAGUUGCACCUUUGAAUCCUUGUGCAUCCCACCAUAAAUAGGAAAACCGUCUCUCCGCCUGUCUGAGUUCUCAGGCCUCUCUGCCCCACAAAGUGCCUUUCCACCCCUCGCCCUGGAAAAACGAAACUGUCGGGCCUGUAAACCUAGGACCUGUCGUUCCAGCUGCUUUCUAAGAACAUAUGUGUCCUUUCCUCCCCAAAAUGAUUCAGAAACGACCCUCGCAGGCAAUGACUGAGUGACUCACGGAGGAAAAACUCCUGAGAAUGACAGGACAGACCUCACAGGGGAGCUACAGCCUUGAUACCACAGCUCCUUUAGUCACAAAAGACCCCAGAGUUUUUCCCACACUCACCACUGCAGGGCCAAGCCUGGCAUCUCUUAACUGUAUCAGGGCCUUGUCACACGUAGUCACGCUACACACAGUUGACCCUUACUGCCCUCAGUCACACUACACACAGUUGACCCUUUCUGCCCGCAAGGGUGGGAAUGAAUCCCCUUGUACACAGGGCAGAACUGUACACUUGAGUCAGCUGACUGCCCAGGAUAAUGGAACCAGUGUUAGGUCAGCGUCUGUGCUGCCCCUCGUGCUGUGCUGUGGACGUGGCGCCUCUUCUGCUUCAGUUUUAAUUGCCUCUGGAUUGCCCUCUUUGGUCUCUGAAGCGAGGUUUCAGACCCGUCGGGGUGGGGGUGGGAUUGCUUUUUGAGAGGCUGUGAUUUGAGUAUAAAAUAAAAAGACUAGUUCUGGGCCAAGGUUUGUGCUGGUGCUGGCUGGAAGACUAGUUUCCGAUCAGUUGUGUGGCCUCAGGCAGCAUACCUUCUACCUAUGGUCCCACCUGAAACGUGGGUGAGUGUCAGCGGCUUCAAAUGAGCCAAAGCUAAUGAAAUUGCCUUUAAAACUAUAAUGUUGCAUCAGGCUGAGAUUUGUUAGCAUCUCCAGUAGAUUCUUCCCACCUUGUCACAGUGCUGAACCACAUACCCAGCAGCAGGGUGGCAGCCAAGGGAGCUGCCUUAAUAUUCUCAGGCAGUUUCCUUGGGAUCCAUGUUUUUGAAGGUAGAAAGAUAUGGUUUUUGGUUUGGGUCUUUUGAGACUGGGUUUCUCUGAGCAACAAGCCUUAGAUGUCCUCCCAGGCUGGCCUCCAACUCAGAGAUCACCUGCCUCUGCCUGAGUGCUAGGAUUAAAGGGAUGUGCCACCAUGCCUAGCCUCAAAGUAUAUGUCUUAAUGCUCUUGGUUUUGUAGAAUUAGACAAGUUAUUUUCCCUGUGGUGUUUGGUCUAGAACCAGUGGCCUUGCAGAUAAGCAAGUGCUCCCUCAAGCUAUAUUCCAACCCCAGCAGGUCUAAGAAAAAGUCAAGGCCAGUUCUGAGGGAAAUGGAGAGGACAGACACGUCUGUCUCAUAUCCAGCCUCAAGGGCGAGGGGUUGUGGGCCAUCUAAGAUUCCUGUGAGACUGGGAAGGGUCUGGCUCUUGACCUUGUGGGGCCAGGUACUUUCUGGGCACUGUCUCACAUAGAAGCUUCAUUAUCACCUCCUUCGGGCACACGGUUUUCAGUCCAUGAUUGGCUAGUAACAGCCAUAUUUUUAAAUGACAAGAGUUUUCUAAUAUAUGCUUUGUUUAAUAAAAUUGGAAUACUCUCCCUUGUAA